GUGGAGGAGCGCUUAGCCCGUGAGGAGCAUUUGAUAUGGUUGUUGAACGCAGUAACAGCAUACGUUUAUUGUGCAUCGCCUGAUUUCUCUACUGAUGAACAUCUUCACUUUAUGAGCCGUAAUCCAGUGCAUGUGGGACCAGCGGUUGUCCGGGAACUUGGCGAAUCAGCUAUCAUCCCGCUGAUGGAGUACCAUCUCAACAACGACAGCGUGUUUGAUGUUAGCGAACAUAUGGAAUUGUAUCAGGUUUCCAUUUCACUUUUUUGA
Messenger RNA from Gongylonema pulchrum, 267 nucleotides. The record is from the annotation of a GenBank genome assembly. NCBI's taxonomy places the organism in Eukaryota, Metazoa, Nematoda, Chromadorea, Rhabditida, Gongylonematidae.